GAAAAUUGCAAUUGGCGGCUCCAAACACUGUUGUCGUUGCUGUCGCAAAAGCAAUUCAGUUGUCAAAUGUGUUUGAGACGUUGAGGCGAGUGGCUGGUGAUUUUGUGAUUGCGGUCAUAAAGUUGGCAAAGUGAGAAAAAAACACACAUACGACCCCAAUCUAGUUGGAGAAAAAUCCAUUUCAAGUGAGAAAAAUGGUGCCGUGACUGCUAAUAAGAAAUGGUGGAACACUUCCGGUUUGCAAAAAAAAUGAAAAAAUUCAGCGUAUGCCAAUGCAGUGCUGUCAUUAUUUAAGUGAGUAGCAGCAUAGCAGCGCACAAACAUAUUUGUGUCUGAGUGUCCUUUGCGCGAAAAAAAGAAGUAAAAAAUAAAUUAAUAAAAAAAUGAUAUAACAAAAUAACUGGAAAAGUGUGUAAAAGAACGGAAACCUUCUUUCCUAAUCCGAUUUUCAGUUGAAAUUUCAAACAACAAAAACCUAGAAAAAAAACUUUUAAAAGCAACAUUACAUUUCUCCCUUGAACUUACCUUGCCGCUCGCAUGACUCAUCCACAUUCUAACUGACCCCCUUUUGUGCCAUUGUCGCUGGCUUAAAAUCAACAAAUAAGUCCACACAUCAACACAUCGUGUCGUCGUGUUUGGAAAAUGAAAAGUCACAACAAAUAUGCAAAAUUACCCCAAGAUUUAGAUUUAAGUUUCCAAGAGCAAUUGGACGUGGAUGCAGACGCUUCGGAUGAUUUCAAUUUAGCCGCUGGCAUUGGUUUGGUAGACGACACCGACGACGACGAACGUGUCGCAACAACUGGCGACCUAAGAGGAGUAGCUACAACAGCAGCGGAGGGUCACGUUUACGACGACGAAGAGGACGACAUUGUAAUAGCAACAGCUGCGGGAGGUGGCGGCAGUAGUGCGGGAAAGCGUACGGAUGUUGGUAGCGGUGGAACAGCAGGUGUGCGUGUGAACACGUCAGCCAUCUGUGGCGAACGAAAAGUACGAGGCGGUGUUGCUGUUGGUUUGGGCAGCGAUAGUAUAAUCGAGGUAAGUGAAAACGAAUCAAUGAAAAAUUAGACAAAUCGAAAAUGAAUAUAAAAUGAAUAAUUAAUGCCGCCUUUCUGUGGUUAGCACAUUUAAGGAUUCAGUAAGAUUGUAGGAUACUCGUAUUUGUUUUUGCUUUUUGCAAUAAGAAGAGAACGAGCAAUGGGGUUUUGAAAAUUGUAUAAAUUGACUCAAAUGACCUGGGAAUUUGAUUUUGUAACGAAACUUAUGUACAUAUUCAAUGUCAAACGUUGAUUAUCUAAUGAUCGAAUAUAAUUAGCACAAUGUUUACACUAUACGUCAAAAUCGAACUUGUUUUGUGGUAUAAAAAUCAAAUAAAUAAAUAAUUGGCGCUUACACCAUUUUUUUGGGGUUUGGCCGAUCUCCUCCUCCUAUGUGGGGCGUGCGUCUUGAUGUUGCUUCACAAAUGGAGGGAUCUAAAGUUUCAAGCCGAUUCCAAACGGCAGAUAUUUUUUAUGAGAAUAUUUUUCAUGGCAGAAACUCUCUCGCAGGUUUGCUAUUGCCUGCCGAGGGGCGACCGCUAUUAGAAACAUCUUUUUCUAUCAUUUUGCUGUUUCGUGGCAUAGGAGUAAAAAAAGUGUGUACUCCAUUUGUAAAUUUACAGCUAAACGUCAAAGUUUAACAUGUCUUCAGCAGUUCUGUGUAGAGAAAAACGGGGAAUAUUUUUUAACUGUUCAAAACAUGGGCUUGUUUGCCUCUUUUGUAGGAAAAGAUAAACGGUACUUAACAGGUACUUAACGGUACUAUAACAGUAUAAGAUAUACCCCAAAUGUAUUUUUCACUAAAUUGUACUAUGAGUCUCUUAAUACACCAAAGCUCAAAAUUUAACUUAAAUGCCAGAAAAUAGUUAAAUUUUUAAAUUUGAUUUGAUUUAAUUUUCAUUGGAGCCGAACAUUCUUGCAAAAUGUAGGUAGACACCGGAACAGUCGAAACAGACUUAAAACCUUCAAACUUACAGAUCAGUUACUUAGCAUGGAUUCGAAUGUAUUUGUAUUUUAUUUUAUUGGUAUUAUCUUCAAGGAAGAAAUACUUAAUCUGCCUCUUUUCUUUGGGCUGUUUAAAAUUUGCAUUUAUCAAAAGAGCUAUUUUAUGAGCUGAGCUUUUGAUUGGUGACGCUUUAGUGUUAGUGUACUUUGCUCCUUGCCCAAACUCGAUGGACAUGAAACAUCAAAGAAUGGAGAACGGAGCAGGUUAGUCACUCUACGGUAGGCAAUUGUAAAUUUCCAUAAAAAGCUACACAUUAAACCACAGGCCUUUCUAUUUGUAUGGCAACGUCACGACGUACAAAGUUAGUGGAAGGAGAAGCUGGGGAAACACAUAAAAAUAAAUUUACCCGCCAAUAACAUAUGAAUUUAUAUGAGUUGUGGUUAUUUCGAUUUCGAAUAAGAUAUACAUAAGGAACCCUGAUUCAAGAAGGUAAAAGCACGCAUUUAGAAAUUAGUUACCUAUUAUAUAGUUACCAUUUCAAAGCAAAACAACACCAAGACUUGGUCAAGCUAUUAUGUCGGUCAUAAAGGUUAGCCAAAUAAUUUCGUAUCUCAAGUCUGUAGUGCCUGUUCAAAAACAAUAAAAUAGCAACUCGUAGUUUCCCAGUAAAACAAAAAUGUAAUCGAAAAAAAUAACAGAAAAAAUAAGAAAAAAAAACAUGCAAGCCAAAACCAUAACCAGUAAACGGAAGUACUGGUCAUGUUGUCAUGUUGUGGCUGUCAGGAUCCAUCAUAAAUAGAAAUAACACAAUUGAUUGACGUGGAUUUAAGUCCUUCGCUGUCGCAUGAUUGGUCAAUGUCACCUUGUAAAUGUAAUAUUCACUGCGAGAAGUAAAAAAAUCAAUCGAUUCGACUGAAUUUUUAGUGGUGGCAAAAUUUGAGCAUACAUAUGUAUGUGUGUACAAAACAAACAUGUACAAAUAUACAUAUUUACACAUAAAUACUAAUGGAUAAAUGAGUAUCCGUCUUUGGCGCAACUUAAUGGAAAACUUGUAAAGUAAGUUUCCUUAAUAACUUAAGGGUAGAAACUUAUAAAAUAUGUACUCGUUUGUAUGUAGGCGUGUAGGUAUGUUUGUAGUAUGAGAUUGAUCGAUAGAAAAUGAGAAAGAAAAUUAUAAACUGUGAUGAUUGAAAGGACAUUUGUGUGGUAGUGACGUGUAUAGUGCGAUUCAGGUGCGAUUAUACUUGAGAACAAGUAACAAACUUAUUUAGUUAGCCGCUAAGACAUUGAUGCAAGUUCUAGCUUGAGCAUUUAUUAUGCAAUUAUGGUAAAUGAAAUUUUAGAAAUGCUAUAUGCAAUUACUAUUAAUCGCUAGAUGGCCAGAUGCAGUUAAAAAUUUUUUAAAUGAAGCGUAAAAAGUUAUUUUAGCACUAAAUUUAAGCUCUUAUGCUCUCUCUUUAGAUCAUACAGUAUUCAUUGUUUUAUAUAAUAUUCUCCCUCCCCUCAUUUUACCCUAUAUGGCAAGAGUACCACGGGUACACUACAAGUAGCACUAGAGAGAGUGCCGUUUUAAAUAAUUUUCUCCUUUGCUCUCAUUUUCCCCUACUUAAUUACAAAUUUUUGAUCCUAUUACUAGAAGUUUUUAGUGAUACAAAUUUUCAAGGCCCUUUUUAGCCCAUAAGGCAUUUGCUUUAUAGUAAGCGUCCCCUAUCAAUGCAUCCUGUUAUGAAAACUUUUCUCAUAUACAAGCGCACACACAUCCACACACGUAUUUGUGAUAGAUGCAUCUGACUAAGUUUAUUUGCCUGUGUGCAUGUAAAAAGUGAAAACUUUUCCAUAUCCUUUGCCAAGUUCAUUCAUGUGGCAGUUUUUGUUGAACUUUUCACCAAAAUAUUUUGCCAGAAAUAUUUAUACACUUCCUCCCUCAAACUUGUGAUCCUUAAAAUAUCCCCUUCUUUUAGCACAUACCACAACUCACACUCAUACAUGCACUACAUUUCUGCUUUCUUAUGAAGAAAUUCCAUUGCUGGCAAAAAUUCCGCUGCGCUAUAUCUGUGGUAAAAAAGCGUACUAGUAUUCGUUUACUUACUUGCAUAUAGGUAUGUACUAGUAUGCAUGUAUGGGUAUGUAUUUGCAAAUGGGCGGAUUGGAACCCGUUUCAUUACAAUCGAAAAUCUUGAAGACUUGUGUGUUAUGCUGUGAAUGAGUAAAUUGGUUAACUAAAUUUGUGCUGAAAAAGUGAAUUUUAGUUGGUAUGAUGGGGAAAAAUGAUAUGCCUAUGAGUAUGUUUGUAUACUCGUAUAACUUGUGUAAAUGCAAGAACUCUUUGAUGUUUGAGUAUGUAGAUUUUGUAUGGGGUAGAGUUAAAAGAGUUGAAGGCGAGAAAAAUGGCAACUUUUUAUUUUUAUUUUUGAAUAAAAUAAAAUUGACAAAAUAAAUAAAUAAAAGGAAAGAAGAAACAAAAAUAAAAUAAAAAAUAGUAAGAUUAAGAAAAACAAAAUGUAAGGGGGGGAAAAUAAAAAAAAUAAAAUGAAAUGAAAUAGAAAGUAAAGUAACAUAAAAUAAAAAUAAUAAAUAAAGAAAAAUUAUAAAUAAAUAUAAAUCUUUAUAUAUAAAAAUGAAUGUUUGUCUGUAUGGCCUCGAUGAACUCAAAAACUACUGGACCGAUUAUUAUAAAAAUUGGUAUAUACAUAUAUGUAUUUUUCCAUCAGGUGGCGCUGCAGAGUAGCAACUUCUGCCCCGUUCAACCGAUUUUUUUCGAAAUAAACAAAAUCAAUAAAAUGGUUUAGAAUGAAUUGAAUAUUUAUGUGCCGAUUUUUCUUUAAAAUUAUUAUUUUUUAAUUUAUUUUAGUUGCUAGCGUAGCAACGCGCGCCGGGUGCAGCUAGUAAAAAUAUAAAAUUAUACAAUAACAAAUAAAAUAAUAUACAAUAAAAAAUAAAAUACUAAGCUAAUAUAAAAUAAAUACAAAAUAAAUAUUAAAAACUAUAAUUAAGUGAAAUGAAAUAACAAAUAAAGUAAAAUAAGAGGAUAUAAAAUGUCACGGGUGAUUUUUUAGCUAUUAUCUUUUUAAACAGUUUGUUUAAACAGCUGACGCACGUUUCGUGUUUUGUUUCACUGCCAAAUAUCUUCAGUUUGGUCUAUAAUUUAACCAUAAAUCGUCUUACAAACGACCUACGCUUGCAAAUCAUUGAAUUUUAUUAUAAAAAUGCGUGUUCUGUUAAGAAAGUUUAUCGCGCGCUUCUUCCAUUUUAUGGUCAGUUUAAUCGACCCCCUGAAGUGGCUAUUCGAGCUAUUGUGGCUAAAUUUAGAACCAAGUUCACAUUAUUAGACAUCAAACCACCAACACGCUUACGUAGAGUGCGAACUGAAGAAAAUAUCGCAGCUGUAUCGGCCAGUGUUAAUGAUGACCAUCAAUUAUCGAUUCGUCGCCGUUCGUAGUGUUACUGUGAAUGGUGAGUGCUACCGUGCGCUACCAACUUUUUUUUGCCCAUGCAAGAGCUUGACUUGCAUGACAUGUGGUUUCAGCAAGACGGUGCCACAUGCUACACAGCACUCGUAACAAUGUACUUGUUGAAAGGCGAGUUCGGUGAACAUUUUAUUUCACGUUCGGCACCUGUCAAUUGGCCACCCAGAUCGUGCGAUAUAACGCCUUUAUAUUAUUUUUUGUGGGGCUAUGUUAAAGCGCAUGUCUAUUCAGACAAGCCUGCUUCAAUUAACGCAUUGGAAGACAACAUUAAAGCAUUUAUAUGUGAGAUACCGGCCGAAACAUUGGAAAGAGUAUGCCAAAAUUGGACUAAGCGGAUGGACCAUUUGAAGCGCAGUCGCGGUUUUGCAUGAAAUAAACUUCAAACAUUAAAUUAAUAUAUAUUUUUUUGAAAAACUUUCCUAUAGCUCUUAAAUAUCACCCUUUAGUAGUGUAAAUGAAGGAAGAAAAAUAAAGAAAAGUAAUAAAAGAAUAUAAAAGUAAAAUUAAUUUAAAAAAAUAAUUAAUA
This is a messenger RNA of Anastrepha ludens (Mexican fruit fly), 5973 nucleotides long. RefSeq lists its product as uncharacterized. Lineage: Eukaryota; Metazoa; Arthropoda; Insecta; Diptera; Tephritidae. The record is from RefSeq and is a predicted model, not a curated record. The transcript has 2 exons. The coding region runs from base 643 to 1065 and encodes 140 amino acids.